This is a messenger RNA of Andrographis paniculata, 2676 nucleotides long. Its product is annotated as probable inactive receptor kinase At1g48480. NCBI's taxonomy places the organism in Eukaryota, Viridiplantae, Streptophyta, Magnoliopsida, Lamiales, Acanthaceae. The record is from RefSeq and is a predicted model, not a curated record. Gene Ontology annotation, biological process: protein phosphorylation. Bases 249 to 2309 code for a protein of 686 amino acids. The transcript has 2 exons. Gene Ontology annotation, molecular function: protein kinase activity; protein binding; ATP binding.
ACCCCGCCCCCUUUACAUAUAUACAUACACACACACGUUUAUAUAGAUAUAUAUUUUUUCAUCUUUCUCUCUCUCUCUCAGAGACAGUCACCGUCACGUCUGCGCUGCAGCAACCAGUAACCCUCCUCCAUUGAAGUGUUAGUUCUGGUUCAUCGUCACCAUUAUUCUUCACCCAUAAACCAACCGCCAUAACCCAUCUACUCAACACACCCAAUAAUUGCAAUUUCCGCACCAAACCCCCAAAUGAGAUGAUAAUGAUUCUCCGCCCAUUAAACCCUCUCCAUAAUUCCUUGGCCGACGCCCACUUCGCUCGCCGGGGGCUUCCUGCAAUGCCGCUCCUUUUGCUUCUCCUCCUCCUCCCCCUCCUCUCGCUCGCCGCCUCCGCAGAUCUAUCCACCGAUAGGGCCGCCCUCUUGGCGUUCCGCUCCGCCGUCGGCGGACGCACAUUUUUUUGGAACACCUCCCUUACCACUCCCUGCAACUGGCAAGGCGUUCAGUGUGAGGGCAACCGCGUAACCGCUCUCCGACUCCCCGCCGCUUCUCUGGUGGGUGCUAUUCCGACCAACACUAUCUCAAGCUUGACCGCCCUCCGUACAAUCAGUCUCCGCUUGAACCACCUCUCCGGUCCUCUUCCGGGCGACCUUUCGAAACUUACUCAACUAAAGUAUCUUUAUCUCAACGGGAAUAGGUUCAGCGCCCCGAUUCCGGCGUCUCUACUCUCGCUUGAGUCUCUGGUGCGGUUGAAUCUCGCAUCAAACAAUUUUUCCGGUGAAAUUCCGUCCGGAUUCAACAACUUGACACAUUUGCGUACCCUUUUUUUGGAGCAUAAUCAGUUUAAUGGGAGUUUACCGAACAUUGACCUUCCUAACCUUGUGCAGUUCAAUGUUUCUUUUAAUAAUCUGAAUGGUUCUGUGCCGAAAGGGCUUGAGGGUAAGCCGAGGGAUGCAUUUUUAGGGACUUCACUCUGUGGAAAGCCUCUUAGUGUUGUUUGCCCCGAUGUUGCUGGCGAAGCUCCAGCGCCAUCCCCUUCCCCAGAGGAAAAUAGGCCAUCUCCGGGGGAUACUGGGAGUGGAAAAUCUGGUAAAAGUGGGAAAAAGAAGCUGUCUGGUGGUGCAAUUUCUGGGAUUGUGGUUGGAUCUUUAGUAGGGUUGAUGCUAUUGCUAUUGCUCUUGUUCUUUUUGUGUCGGAAGAGGCCGGGAAACAAAGCUAGGUCUGCCGAUGUAGCGGCUGUGAAGAGUCUGGGAAAUGAGACUGGAGAGAAGUCGAUUGCUGAAGCCGAGAAUGGUGGACCGGGCAGUGGGUUUUCAGUGGCAGCAGCAGCAGCAGCUGCCAUGGGUGCAAAUGGAGAUAAAAAGGCUGAAAUUGGAGGCAAUCCAGCUAAUUCUAAGAAAUUGAUAUUUUUUGGGAAUGCUUCGAGGGUGUUUGAUUUGGAGGAGCUGUUAAGAGCUUCUGCAGAGGUUUUGGGGAAGGGGACUUUUGGGACUUCGUAUAAGGCCGUCCUGGAAGUGGGGACUGUGGUUGCUGUGAAGAGGUUGAAGGAUGUGAUCAGCCCUGAGAAAGAGUUCAAGGAGAAAAUUGAAGGUGUUGGAGCUAUGGAUCAUGAGAAUUUGGUUCCUCUUAGGGCUUAUUACUAUAGCAGGGAGGAGAAGCUUCUCGUCUAUGAUUAUAUGCCCAUGGGAAGCCUGUCUGCACUCCUACAUGGAAACAAAGGAGCUGGUAGGACUCCACUCACUUGGCAAAUCAGGUCGGGCAUUGCACUGGGUGCUGCCCGAGGCAUAGAAUACCUGCAUUUUCAUGGUCCCAAUGUUUCCCAUGGAAAUAUUAAGUCAUCAAAUAUCUUGCUUACAAAGUCUUACGAUGCUCGCAUCUCUGACUUUGGACUAAACCAUCUAGUUGGACCUCCAUCCUCUCCCGCACGUGUUUCUGGUUAUCGGGCACCAGAAGUGACUGAGCCUCGCAGAAUUUCUCAGAAGGCUGAUGUUUACAGUUUUGGCGUGCUUCUGUUAGAGCUUCUUACAGGGAAACCACCCUCUCACUCCCUCUUAAAUGAGGAAGGAGUUGACCUCCCACGAUGGGUGCAGUCAAUUGUUCGAGAGGAAUGGACUUCUGAAGUAUUUGAUCCUGAACUCCUUAGGGAGCAGAAUGUAGAGGAGGAAAUGGUUCAGCUCCUGCAACUUGGAAUUGACUGCACAGCACAGUAUCCGGAUCAGCGCCCUUCAAUCUCUGAAGUAGCAAGCCGUAUCGAAGAGCUGCGCCGUUCUAGCUUGCACGGAGAUCAACAGCUGGAUCGGGUCACUGAAACGGAUUGAGGGAAAUUCAUAGGCCCUUUUGGGCGUGCAACCAUCAAAGCCUGGAUGCACAGCACCACCACAUCCACAUGUGCGUAAAGCUGGAUCUUCAUAAACAGGUAGGGCAUUAAUUUUUUAAUUUAAGCCAUUAUAUUUGUUUGUCAGAGUUCACAGCUCAGCCUUUUCUUUACAGUACAAUUCUCUACCUUGGAGCGCAGAUAUGAGUUCCAUUUAUUCUUGUUGGAAUAUGGUUGCUGUAAUUAUUACUUCAGCUUUAACUUUUUAUUUUCUUCUUUUGCUUUUUUGAAUGAGCCCCCUUUUUUCAUGUGGAGUGACAACUUUGCUGUGGUUGCUGAUUAUGUAGUAAUGAUUUAUAAACCUGCACUGA